This is a messenger RNA of Ruditapes philippinarum (Manila clam), 4159 nucleotides long. Its product is annotated as two pore potassium channel protein sup-9-like. Gene Ontology annotation, molecular function: potassium ion leak channel activity. Gene Ontology annotation, cellular component: membrane. The transcript has 2 exons. The coding region runs from base 737 to 1843 and encodes 368 amino acids. NCBI's taxonomy places the organism in Eukaryota, Metazoa, Mollusca, Bivalvia, Venerida, Veneridae. Gene Ontology annotation, biological process: potassium ion transmembrane transport; stabilization of membrane potential. The record is from RefSeq and is a predicted model, not a curated record.
CUAACAGAACAUUCCUUUCGUGUUCUUUCAGAUUCCAAGGAUGACAAGGUUGUAAAUACUCGUGUUUGACAAGUGCACAUUUCUCCUGCAAGAAGACUCUGAAGAUAUUUACACCUGUAACAAGUUAUUGUUCACACGUAUGCGCAAAUGUACCGAUGAGAAGCAGGCAUCAGUUGUAAGGACAAACGAUUAGAACGGAAGCAAAGAGGAAUGCUUGAAUGUUAUAACAGGGACAUCGCGUCAUUUACUGCAUCCUGCUUUUGCUUACACAUUUUGAAUGUUUAAAUAAUAUAAGCGUUUGGUACCGUCCGUCUGUGCUUUGGAAUUCUGUACUAGUAAAUCUAUCUAGUUAGCGUCCUUUGAAAUUGGAUACAAUGGAGGGGAUAAAACGAAACCAACGGCGUAGAACUAAUGAUGUUUGAGAUCUUAAUAUAUGAUACUGGUUGGAUUGUCAUUCCAUUAAAAUUGGCGAAAGUUCGAUUAAAAGUUCUAACACGAAUAAAAAAAAUAGUAAAAAUGCAUAUCAAUAUUUUAAGAAAGGACUAAUAUAAAACAUGUGAUGGAUUAAUUCAUGGUAUUAAACUAUUCAUAUUCUUAGACAUGUGAAAUAGUUCAUUAAAGAUUGAAACAUCGGAUAUAGAAAAAAAAAGAAAUCCAAGAGUGAUAAAAUUAAUGGCAAGACAGAAAAGGACCACCGCGCGCAGGGCUAGAUUAUGCGCAUGCGCGAACUUGUCAUAUGAAUAUUACUUUAUUUAGAAUGAAGAAACAAAACGUUCGAACAUUAUCUCUAAUCGUUUGUACUUUCACCUACUUGCUAGUUGGAGCUGCAGUUUUUGAUGCUUUAGAAUCCGAAUUCGAAAAGGAACACAAGCGAAAGUUACAGCACCAGGAAUAUGUGAUUAGGACACAAUAUAAUAUCUCAGACGCUGACUUCAAACUUUUAAGGAAGAAUAUCAUAUGGUCAGUACCAUACAAGGCCGGAGUACAGUGGAAAUUCGCUGGAGCCUUUUACUUUGCAUUGACUGUAAUUACUACUAUUGGAUACGGACAUAGUACUCCUCAAACCAACGGAGGAAAAAUUUUCUGUAUGGCAUACGCUUUGAUUGGUAUUCCAUUGUGCAUCGUCAUGUUUCAAAGCGUUGGAGAACGUCUCAAUACCUUUGUAACGUUUCUAAUGAAACAAGGAAAGAAGUGUUUGAGAAUGAAGAAAACAGAAGUUAGCCAAACAAAUUUAAUCUUAGUGACUAUGAACCUAAGUGGUAUUGUAUUGACGGCAGGUGCUGCAGCAUUCGUCCAUUUUGAAGGUUGGAGCUACAUAGAUUCACUGUACUACUGUUUUAUCACGCUCACAACAAUCGGGUUCGGUGACCUUGUAGCAUUACAGAAACACAAUGCUCUAGAGCUCAAACCCCAUUAUGUAGCUUUUAGUUUGAUAUUUAUUCUUUUUGGCCUAACAGUGAUAUCUGCUGCGAUGAACCUGCUUGUUUUACGGUUUCUAACGAUGAAUACCGAAGACGAACGAAGAGAUGAACUAGAAGCUGCUGCGGCAGCACAGACAGCUGUUAGACUUGACGGUGACGUCAUUACCGGAAAUGGCACCGUUGUAUCUCAGGCUCAAGAAAAUCCUGAAUAUAACGAUCACAUUUCAGUGUGUUCCUGUUCAUGUUACAAUAUUCGCUCAAAAGACAAACAUAGAUAUAAAAUAACACGAUCACCAACGAGAAUUAGUCAUCUUCUUCCAAUGAACAGCAUAUCGCACCAAAAAGAGGAUAUUUAUUCAUUUAUAGAUGAAAACAGUUCUUCUAAUUAUCACUUUUUGAAUAAAAAAAGGGCCUCGGUAUGACACUGCCUAAUAUUUUGUGUAUAUCAACACGCCAUAAUUGACAAAAUAUCAGGGGGAAUGGUUUUUUACAAUGCUAGAUUAUUGUUUUUACCUGGAAAUACGUAGUAUUUAUAAAACCGCUCAAAUUUCAUUUUUCAAUAAUAGUGUUUAUUUUGUAUUAUAUGUAGAUCGGUUGAAUGAGUGAAACAUAGUUUGAGGUAUCCAAAUGUAGGAAUAACGAUGUGGUAAAGUCUGAUAUUGAAGACCUACCCUCAGCCAUGUAGGUAUUGAUAAAUGAAUGCAAUAUAGAGAUUGUAAAACACAAAUCAUCAAGUAGUUUCUACUGCUGACGAUAACACGUGUAUAUUUCUUUUAAAGAUUUCGAAGUGCAAGGAAAAUCAAAAUGUUUAUUUUUGAUAUUGUUACGAAGCAAAACGUAGUGUGUAUCAUCAUUAAAUGAAAAGAUAAAGGAAUAUUACAUAAUUUUGAAUACGUACACUCAACUGCUGCAGACGUGAACUGUGAUAAAUCGAUGCUACAACAAAAACCAUACAUAACCACUUUACUUGAUUUCUAUGAAAUUUCGUUAUUAAGAUGUUAUUAAAAGAAGUAGUGUUUUACUUCGCCAAAAGAUCUUACUAUUCCUGCAUGGUGAAUUGACUUGAUUAGAGGAUUAAAACAGUGGUAAUGGUGGAAGGAAUUCGUCGUUGGUUUAAACAAUAUGUAUUAUAAAUAUCAUCCAACCUCGUGGGUUAUUAAUCACUUGUUUGCAUUGUUUGUGAGUAUUUGUAUUAGAUGUUCAAAUUAUUGGAGGUUAUAAUAAUGUAAAGUCAGAUAUUUUUGCCAUAAUUUCGCAAAACUCAACAUUUGCGAACUUUUACUUUUAUAUCGGUUUAUGUAAACACUGAGAUACAUGACGAUUCUUUUUUUUCUAUUGAUUUUUUUAAAUCGUCGGAUCAAAAAAAUAUGCGAAAUUUAUUGCCUGGUGAAAAUUUCUGAUUUUACAUUUAUCGGGGUUUUUGUGUGAUAAUUUUGUCCAAUCCAUUCCGUUCCAAGAUUCCAGGCAUUUAUUGAUAGUACGCAUGCGUGAAGAUGCGUGUUUUCAUUGAAUUCAUUGUUAUCAUUAUAACGAAAUUAUUAUAGACCAAACACAAUUAUUUGACAAUAUAAGUUUGCCGUGUAUGUUUUAUUUUUGAGAUUUUGGUAUCUUUCUGCAUUUUUAUACGUUUUCAAUAACCCGGUUAAUACCGUGUGUUAGUGCUUUGGGCUCACGCGUACAGAUGUCAAUGAUAAAAUGAUUAGUAGUACACGCCUCCACCUUCUAGUUAUACGAUCAUAGAUACCGGACGUCCCGGAUUACAAAUGGCGUUAUUUUCCCUUUCCGUCAAAUGAUAAUUCAAAUAACCCUGGUGAAAAGAUUACUAAGUAUAUCGACAGAAAAAACAUAUAUGCCGACUGUUUCCGAAACAAAAAUGUCAGAAAGUGCACUUUAAAGGCUUUCAAUUAUUGUAUGUGUACAACGGGAGAUUUUCUGUUAUGUUCAUCCGGAGGCGUGAUGCUUUAAGCCUGAAUGUUUGAAGAUAAGAGGUUUGCCGCUUUCAGUGGGAAUUAUUGUUAUAUGUUUGUAUUAUUAUAUCACAUGUUAACCAAAAGAAAUCAGUAUCCCCAGGAAAUCGAAAUCUUGAUAAACAAAAUCUAUAGAGCAGACGGCCGAUUUGAAAAAUAGCAAUUUGCUUAGUUGCUGCGUAUACAGCAAACGAUGGAAAUUAUUUAUGCGUGAACUGACGACUUCAGCCAUUUCUAUCACUAAAAUUAUACGCCUGUUUGUAUGGCUACUACCAAGAAUACGACUGUAAAGACUUAUUUUUAUGAUAAUAACAUUGACGACUUCCAAAACUACACCUUUUACAACAACGAGUACGCAAAGAUGACAACUUUCACCUAAAAAUCUACGCCGGCAACUACGGCCACGACUUCGACUACGUUUAAGUCUACGACGACAGAACCUCGACCAUGAAAACAAUCUUAAUGACUACCCCGACAUCUAAGGCCUCGGCAACGGCCAUGACUACAAAAGAUUUAUUUGUUAAACCAACGAAUACAGUUCCCGUUUCAACUGUAUACAUUGUUAGCUGUAUACGGUUAAACAAUGCUAUUCGCUUGUAUCAUUAUUUUGUGUAUAUCAGUUGAAGUAACUAAAAACAAUGAGUUUUUUAAUAUACAUUUUGCUAUCAUUGUCAUGUACUUUUAUACUUUCUUGCCAAGUUAACAAUUGCUGAACGUGUUUUUUUAUUUGUUGUUUGUUUUAUUAAUAGGGCUAACAAAAAAUAAAUAAAA